UAAUUCAUAUCUUUCGAGAGAAGCCAUUAGGCAUUAAAUUUGCUUUCAUCUGGUUGAAACUUGAAACCGACCAACCUCUUCGGCUUCGGCUUCGGCUCCCCACUCUCCGCCACGAUGUGCGAGAUGCUUGAUUCGGUGGUAGCGUCGUCGAUCCUCGAGUUCCUCCUCCGCCGCUCAGACUUCAGCACCUCCCUCACCGGAGAAUGCCUGAUCGCACUCCCCGUCUCCUUCCCUCUCUCCUCUCGCCUCGAAGCCUCUCUCCUCCUUCGUCGUCUUUCUGCCGAUCUCUCUCGCCGAUCUAUUUCACUCAGCACCCUCCACACCCUCGAGCACCUCUACCGUCUCCAACGUUUCCCUUCCCUACUUCCUGCCUUCGCCUCUGUCGCCGUCGAGUGCACUGUCGCUCCCCUCCGCCGCCGCCCUUUCUUCUCAUCCUCCUCUAACAAUGACGCCGAGUUCUUCGACGCAGUCAAUAGGAUAUGGAAUUGUAAGGUGUCUGACAUCGAGCAGUCGGAGGUCUCUGAAUUGGUGUCUCCGGCGAUGAGAGAGGCGAGAAAGGAGAUGGAGGCCGCAGUAGUGGAUCCUGCAUUGAGGGAGGAAUUGGUCCGGCGAGAGACUAAGGAAUCGGCUCUGGAGGCUGUCAUGGUUUUUGUGGAGGAGGCGGGGAAGGAGAUGGGUCCGACGUUUCUUGAGGCUGCCGCGGAAGCAGUUCUGGGUUGGGAGAGGGAAGAUAGCAGGGCAUUAAGCAACCUUGACAGAUCUUUGAGAGCACUGCAAGGAAAGAUCAAAACUUUGCAUUCCUAUAAGUUCCAGCCAACAGAAAAUGAUGCUGAAAUGCAUCGCGCACCAAGAAAGAUGAACGCAUCAGGAUCAAAGGUUCUGUCAGACCAAGGUAACCUUUUAGACUUUUUACUCCUGGUCUACACAAAGAUGGGUGAACCUUUGACACCAGCAAUUGAUAUUUCAGACGGGAGCAAUAAGGGCUUUAAGUUGACAGGGUGUAGUUCUAGGGGAGAUCAUGGAGAAGAUGGAAUGGUUGAUGCAGAGCAAGAUUUCUGCAUCGACAAUCCCACAACUUCUCGAGGAAAGGGUGGCGAUGAUAAAAAUAGCAAUGAUGAGUUCCGGUUAGAACACUCUAGUCCACUUCCAUCUGAUGCGAAUGCUACAAACAACAAUGAUGAGACGGAUUUUUCCAAGAAAGUUUCUCUGUCUGAUGAAAAACCUAGAUGCAACUUUUCAGAUGCUGAUACCACUACCAGUUUGGAUGGGUUUAAAACUAAGAAGCGUAGUUUAAUGGACAGGAAUGCAACUGCUUCAACAUAUGAGUGGGAUUCUGGUGAAACCGAAUUUGGGCAAUCCCUACAUCGAGGAAAGGAAAUGAACAAAUUGAGACCAGGUAGGUCAGGUGAAGGAUUGUUUUGCAGGAGGAGAAGAAGGAUAUGGAAUCCACACGAGGAAAUGACUCUAAGAAAUGCUGUCGUGCAGUAUGGUGCUGGGAACUGGAAACUCAUAAAGGCCAGCCACUCUGAAAUAUUUAGUAAAAGAACUGAGCACGAUCUGAAGGACAAAUGGAGAAAUAUGACUAAAUUUUGAAAUCUUCUUAGCCUAGCAGUUCGCUGUCGAAGAAAAAACCCAGAGAGAUUGCUUCUGCAAGCCUUGACAUUAGUUCUCUGUAGGAAUUUCCAAGAACAGCAACUACGUCUCCCUCGAUGAUUUGUUGAUCUCAGAAUCUCAUUAAACGGUUGUCUCUAGACCAAUGCCAUUUUCACUUCUCCAUGCUGAUCUUCUAUUUGCAGGGCCAAGCUUUUGCGACUUGUACAUUCCUAUUUCGUCUCGAUCAAUGUGCGAAGUUGGAUCGGUGGUGUGUCAUUGAACUUAAUGGUAAUUGCAAUGCUCUCGCUCCCCCUUUAAGUUAAAAGUUUUGCUAAAUGGGAAAGUGAAGCUGCAUGUUGAUUCUUACUGUGAAAUGUUGAUUAGUUAACAAUUUUACACAUGAAAGUAUAUUUCGAUUUUGAAA
Molecule: messenger RNA, 2017 nt
Organism: Zingiber officinale
Lineage: Eukaryota; Viridiplantae; Streptophyta; Magnoliopsida; Zingiberales; Zingiberaceae
Exons: 4
Coding region: 115-1593 (492 amino acids)
Source: RefSeq, a predicted model, not a curated record